AUGCCGGCGUACGCUGGUUUCGAUAGCUUUGCCUCAUCGCGCCGGACGGCGGAAUCGAUCUACUACUCCGCCAAGGAGUACGACUCGGCCGAGGAGUCCGAUUACGCUCGGCGUGCGAUCUUCGAGGACGGUCCGAACACCAUCUUCAACAGGCGCUACGUCGAUCCGUGGGACAUGGAGAACUACGUCUACAUUCGCAAGCAAGUGUUGGAUCCAACGUCCGAGUCCGAGGUACCCCCGUCGCCCGCCGGUGAACCGAUACAGACCAAGUUCUACUACGUGCCCGGCGAGCUGAACGAGCUGGAUUGUCGCGAGUGCUCCAGCGCCGAGCUGAUCGAUCCGGACUUCGAUCCGGACGCGCAGGAACUGAUCGAUCAUCAAUCGCCCCACGGCCAUCAGGACGAGCAGCAGCUCGAGAUGCUGGCAGCGGAGGACCACGACCUGCUCGAGGGGUCCCAACAGCUCGACGAAAGACCGAGCGACAUGGGCGAAGAGGACGACGAGGGAGACGAGGAGCAGGACGAGGAGGAUGGAUUCUACACCGAACGCUACGAUACCGUUAUGGACGAGGAUAGCAUCGGCGGAGACGAACAUGUCUACAGCUCAUACACAGAUCUGGAAACGUCGUCCACGGAACAGCCAAGUUCGUGUGACAGUUCGAUGUCGGCCCUGCGACUCCACACUCCCGGCUUCGGUAAGAGCGCUUCUAGCAGACGCCCGAUCGUCCUUCCGAAGCCGCUGCCCCAGCUGGAGUUUCCCGGACCACCAUCGUACGAGUACUACGAACCGAGCUGCUGCUACAUGCCACUGCCACCGCCGCCUCCGCCUCCACCACCGCCGGCACAUCAUGGCCACUAUCAUCACGCGCUGCCGUUGGUGCCGCCAUCGAUGAGCAUGGGCCCACCGUCGGUGGCCGGGACGAUCCUGUCCGAUCAGCACAACUACUACACGCUGAACGACUGCCUCGAGUGUGCCCGGCAGGAGGCGGAACACGUGCCACUGUACGCAACCACCAGCAGCACGAGCCCCACGAGGCGGCGGUCCCGCAGUGUCAGCGUCGUGAGCCAGAGUAUGAGCCUCGCUAGGCGCCCGAGCCAGAUGCUGGAUCCGGCCACCGCCAUCGCGAUCGCAGCGACCAAUGCUAACGUAUGUUACACGCCGCAACAUUUCAGCUUAAGCAAGAAGGGUCUGCUGCAGAUCGACUACUCCUGCAACUGGAACAACCUCGAUCGAUACAUCGCCAAAUGA
Messenger RNA from Anopheles coustani, 1248 nucleotides. RefSeq names its product histone-lysine N-methyltransferase SETD1B-like. The coding region runs from base 1 to 1248 and encodes 415 amino acids. The record is from RefSeq and is a predicted model, not a curated record. Lineage: Eukaryota; Metazoa; Arthropoda; Insecta; Diptera; Culicidae. The transcript is spliced from 3 exons.